UUCGUCCCUUCUUGUUCUCUUCCUCUCUGGAGUACAGCUUUGAUUUCCCACUGUCUCUCUGUCAGAGAUCCAAAAGUUCUUCCAUAAAUACGAAAGCGUGUUAUCUGCUUUAGAAAACAUCAAAAGAUUUCAUCUAUUACUACAACGUAACAACAACAAAAGUAGAGAUUAUCGGCUCCUUAGAUUCUCUCAAAUUUAGUUAUUUCCGCUCAAUCUGGAAAACUAUUAUCGUCGAUCUGAUCUGUGAAACACCAUUUUCCUGCUGCAUUUAGAGACCAUCGCCAUUGUUGACCUUUCUAACCUUUCUUUAUUCCGCCUCUCCUGUUUAUUCCUUCCAAUUGAAAGAUAUUUUUAACUUUGUGUCCAUAGCUUCUUACUUUGGCCGCAAAUUUGUAAUCUUUGCCUACUUUGGGUUUUGGGUUAGAGUCUUUACGCUUAAGUUUAUUAGGGUUGAUUUGGCAUUGGGUAUUUGCGGCCCUUCUUGCUGAAUCUGUUCUUCGUAGAGGCGAGUUGGUUUCUGGGUCCUUGUCGUUUCGGUUGAUUUGGAGUUCUCUCGACUGGGUCUUCUUUGAUCUUGUGAUUCUGAUUGGAGGGGCAAAUCUUGCUUCCUCAAUUUGAUUUAUUAAUUUGAAGAUUUUGAUGCUUCAUUGUCAAGAUGCAGCAUGAUCAAAGAAGGAAGUCGUCGGUGGAAGUGGACUUCUUCACUGAAUAUGGUGAGGGUAGCAGGUACAGAAUAGAGGAAGUAAUUGGCAAAGGUAGCUAUGGGGUUGUUUGCUCUGCGUAUGACACGCAUACUGGAGAAAAAGUUGCUAUUAAGAAAAUCAAUGAUAUCUUUGAACAUGUCUCUGAUGCCACUCGCAUCCUUCGCGAAAUUAAACUUCUUAGACUCUUGCGCCAUCCAGAUAUUGUGGAGAUCAAGCACAUCUUGUUGCCUCCUUCCAGGAGGGAAUUUAAGGAUAUAUAUGUUGUUUUCGAACUUAUGGAAUCUGAUUUACACCAGGUUAUAAAAGCAAACGAUGAUUUAACCCCAGAACAUUAUCGGUUCUUUCUUUAUCAGCUUCUUAGAGGCCUGAAGUGCAUACAUACAGCAAAUGUCUUUCAUCGAGAUCUGAAGCCCAAAAACAUCUUAGCAAAUGCUGACUGCAAACUCAAAAUUUGUGACUUUGGUCUUGCAAGAGUAGCUUUUAAUGAUACUCCUACUGCAAUAUUUUGGACAGAUUAUGUUGCUACGAGGUGGUAUAGAGCUCCUGAAUUAUGUGGAUCCUUUUUCUCUAAGUACACACCUGCCAUAGAUAUAUGGAGCAUCGGGUGUAUCUUCGCAGAACUUUUAACAGGGAAGCCUCUUUUUCCUGGCAAAAAUGUUGUCCAUCAGUUGGAUCUGAUGACUGAGCUGUUGGGAGCGCCUUCUUCUGAAGCCAUAGCCAGGGUACGCAAUGAGAAAGCUCGGAGAUACUUAAGCAGUCUGUGGAAGAAGAAGCCCAUUCCCUUCUCGCAGAAGUUCCCUCAUGCUGAUCCACUUGCACUUCGGCUGUUAGAAAAGAUGCUGGCAUUUGAACCCAAGGAUCGGCCUACUGCUGAAGAGGCUCUUGCAGACCCAUAUUUUAAGGGUUUGGCCAAAGUUGAGAGAGAACCUUCUGCUCAACCAGUCUCCAAAUUGGAAUUUGAAUUUGAGAGACGAAGGAUAGGGAAGGAAGAUGUACGAGAGCUCAUUUACAGAGAAAUUCUUGAAUACCAUCCUAAAAUGUUGAAAGAGUACUUAGAAGGAUCAGAGCCAACAAGCUUCAUGUAUCCAAGUGCUGUUGACCAUUUCAAGAAACAAUUUGCUUACCUUGAGGAGCACUAUGGAAAUGCAGCUGUUACUCCCCCUGAGAGGCAACAUGCAUCAUUGCCCAGGCCUUGCGUUUUAUAUUCAGAUAACUCAGUACAUAAUUCAGCAGAGGUCAUGAAUGACCUUUCCAAGUGUUGCAUCAAAGAAAAGGAGAAGCCGCGGAUGGACAGGAGUUCUGGGAUCCCUACGACCAGACUUCCUCUUCAAGUUCCUCAAAGUAUCCAAGCUGGUGCUCCAAGACCUGGGAAAGUGGUUAGUUCGGUUAUGCGUUAUAACAAUUGUGGGGCAGCAGCAGCAGACGCUCUUGAUCAGCGAAGGAUGGUUAGAAAUUCUGCUGUUUCAGCUCAAUUUGCUGACUCAACAUCUCCAAGAAGAAAUCCCGACUGUAAAAACGAUAAAGGAGAAGCUGAAGGGGUUGGAGGUUCUAAUGGAUUGCGGCCAAAGCCACAGUACAUGGCUAGGAAAGUUGCCGCUGCUCAAGGUGGAUCUGGAAGUCAAUGGUAGUGAUUCCACUGGUUUUUUCUUUGAACUCGAAUGCUACAUCCAAACUCUACGUAUCCUCGAGUGGUUAAAAUGUUGGAAGUUUGUUUGUAUCCUCGAGCGGAGGAAAUCUUGCGACAAGCUGUCGCUAAUCACUAAGUGUAGGAUGGGUUCUAUGGUGCCAACAAUUCAUGACACUAGCUUUCUUGUGUUAAUCAAUAACCUUGGAUCAUAGUUACAAAGGUGAUUACUUGUACUGCUAAGUUAUUCAUUGAUUGUUUUCAAGAUCAAGACUUGGUAUCUCUUACUUCUCCGACUGUAACAGUAGGACUUGACUGCUAUGUAUCUGAUCAUAUAAUCUAAGCCAAUGUUCUCUAUUGCUAGUCUACUUAUUUUCUUCGCUUUCUAGAAGAUAAUUGUAAUAUGUAUGCAUUUACAGGCAAUCAAUUCUUAGUUGAUGUG
Messenger RNA from Tripterygium wilfordii, 2770 nucleotides. RefSeq names its product mitogen-activated protein kinase 15-like. Bases 656 to 2332 code for a protein of 558 amino acids. Gene Ontology annotation, cellular component: cytoplasm; nucleus. Gene Ontology annotation, molecular function: ATP binding; MAP kinase activity. NCBI's taxonomy places the organism in Eukaryota, Viridiplantae, Streptophyta, Magnoliopsida, Celastrales, Celastraceae. The transcript has 10 exons. The record is from RefSeq and is a predicted model, not a curated record. Gene Ontology annotation, biological process: intracellular signal transduction; protein phosphorylation.